AGAAGAGACACUCCCAAACUACUUCCCAUUGGCCAUAGGCCUUUCGGAGAUGGAAUUUAACGACUUGAAGGAAAGACUGUUGCUGCAGGAGCCACAGAGGCAUUGGUUAUAAGGGCCCUUUCAAACUCCUGCUCUGAGCUGGUCAACAGGUGUCAGAGAGAGAAACAAUAGAGCGACAGAUUCUCAGGCUUUCAGAGGACGGAGUCACAGGGAAUUGCAACGCCAUGACUACUAGACUUCACUGGCUCUCAAGAGCCCUCUGCCUGAUAGGCAUACUGUGCACCGUCACUACCACAUAUGUGACAGAAGAUUCUCCAGCCCCCGCUGAGAAAGGAGUCACCUUCAGCCACAUCUAUAAGAUAGACCUGGCCAAGAGCCCUGACUGUAAAUUGGCCUUGCAGACCAUGCCUCACCAGCAGGACCAGGAAUCAGGUCUGCAAGAGCUGGAGGGGGGCCCUACUCUGGAGGGGGACAAGGACAUAGUCUUCAGGCACCAAAUCAACCUCAAGACCCCAAAGUGUGACUGUGAUGAGUCAGAGCGCUUCAAGUCUUUGCUGUACAGAGUCAACGGGCUGGAGGAGGAGGUGGAACACCUGAAGAGUCAGUGCUCCCAGGGCUGCUGUGGUGGCAAAGGUGGUGGAGCAGGAGGUGUGGACACUAGCUGUAGUGGCCACGGGACCUACCAGCACGACACCUGCAGCUGCCAAUGUAACCCUGGCUGGGAAGGCCCAGACUGCUCCAUCUCCACCUGUCCUGAUGAGUGCAACGACCACGGGCGCUGUGUGGAUGGCAAGUGUGUGUGCCUUGCUGGCUACAUGGGGAGAGACUGCAGCCAGAUGAUGUGCCCAGGCGACUGCAAUGAUAAGGGACACUGCGUGGACGGGAAGUGUGUGUGCUUCAGCCACUUCACCGGCGAAGACUGCAGCGAACAGAAAUGCAGUCCUGACUGCGUCCACGGCACCUGCGUGAAUGGAAUGUGUAUCUGUGACGAGGGCUUCUUUGGGGAUGAAUGCUCUGCAGUGUUUGGCCCUAACGGCCUGCGUCUGGUCAGGGUGACUGAUGUCUCGCUGCUGGUAGAGUGGCAGGCGGUGAGAGCAGCAGAGUACUACGUCUUGACCUGGCACCCCGAGGGCAACGAGGCAGAGCGGGUCACCGUUCCCAACACAGAGACCUCCUACCUGAUCACCGGUCUUAGGCCGGGGGUCACCUACAUAGUGCAGGUGUACGCUGUCAUCAAGGAGAUCCAGAGCGAGGGGGACAGGAUAGAGGCGACCACAGUGGUGUCUGGUAUUGAUGGUAUCCGGGUAUUGGGCCAGACUGAGGACUCUAUCCAGGUGGACUGGCAGAACCCUGCAGCACCUCUGGACCACUUCAGACUGACCCAUGCUAACCCUGACGGGCAGGAGGAGGAGCAGAUCGUACCUAUGAGUGCAGAGGCCAGGACCACCAACACCAUCGUAGGACUGCAACCUGGCACUGAGUACCUCAUCACAGUACAAGGCAUCAAAGGCACCAUCGAGGGGAAAGCCUCCUUCGUCACCGGGGUCACAGAUCUGGAUGCUCCUGCUAACCUGUUGACCAGAGAAGUGACAGAGGACACAACGACAGUAACAUGGGAAAAAGUCCAGGCUGAAAUCGACGGCUAUGUGAUCAGCUACAGCUCUGUUGAGGGCUCCAGUGGGGAGAUCCCUGUGGGGGCAGACAGCAGCUCCUACAGGCUGACUGGGCUGAGGCCUGGAGUCAUCUACACAGUCUACAUCUGGGCUGUCAAGGGCUCCCGGGUCAGCAGGAAGAGCUCCAUUGUAGCUGAGACAGAUCUGGAUGCUCCUACUAACCUCUUGACCAGAGAAGUGACCGAGGACGCAGCCGAUGUGUCGUGGGACAGACCUCUAGCGGACAUCGACGGCUACGUGAUCAGCUACAGCUCUGCUGAGGGCUCCAUGGGGAGGAUCCCUGUGGGGGCAGACAGCAGCUCCUACAGGCUGACUGGGCUGAGGCCGGGAGUCAUCUACACAGUCUACAUCUGGGCUGUCAAGGGCUCCCGGGUCAGCAGGAAGAGCUCCACACCAGCUGAGACAGAAAUUGAUUCGCCUAAGAACCUAAAAGUGUCAGAUGUUAAGCUGGAUGCUGCGACCCUGACCUGGACUGCUCCCUUAGCCAGAAUCGAUGGCUACAUCCUCACAUUCAGAGCUGAGGAUGGCACAUUGAAGACUUCGGAGAAGAAGCUGAGGGCAGGAGAGAGCAGGUUUGCCAUGUCAGGCCUGGAGAUGGGAAAGAACUAUAUUGUUACCCUCCUCGCUUACAGAGGAGCAAAGAGGAGCAGAGUGAUAGAGACCACAUUCAAAACAGUGGGUUUAUUGUACCCGUUCCCCAUGGACUGUACUCAGAUUAAGACGAAUGGUAACAUGGCAAGUGGAAUCUACACGAUUUAUAUCAACAGUGAUCGCACCAAGCCCAUGGAAGUGUACUGUGACAUGGACACUGAUGGCGGUGGAUGGGUGGUGUUACAAAGACGCAACAAUGGACAGAUGGACUUCAUGAAGCGCUGGAGACAAUACAUGGCCGGCUUUGGGAACAUGACUGAUGAGUUCUGGCUCGGUCUGGACAAUAUAUAUGAGCUGACCAAUACUCCUACCCAGUAUGAGCUGCGAGUGGACCUGGGUGUGGGUUCAGAGAAGGCCUAUGCUGUCUAUGACAACUUCAAGAUAGCUCCAGCAAAGCAGAAGUUCAAGCUGACCAUCGGCAAAUACAGAGGAACAGCAGGUGAUGCCAUGAACUACCAUCAAGGUCGCCCUUUCUCUACUGUUGACAAUGACAAUGACAUUGCUCUCGGUAACUGCGCACUUACUCAUCGUGGUGCUUGGUGGUACAAGAACUGUCACCUUGCCAACCUGAACGGCAAAUUCGGAGACAACAGACACAGCAUGGGUGUGAACUGGGAGCCAUGGAAAGGCCACCUGAUGUCUCUUGAUUUCACUGAGAUGAAGAUCCGGCCAGUGGGCGCCAACAGGAAGAGGAGGUCGCUUAGCAGCAGAAUAGCUCCUAGAAAAUAGUCCCUCUGAGUAACUAAAAUAUUCAAUGGGAACCUCAUUACAAACCAGGCGGAGUAGCUAGAGCCUCAACUCUAUCACAGGAUUACUGUAUUACUGUACCUUCUGUAACGUAUCACAUGCCUGUCUUUAUUAUGAAUAGGGGUCCCUUUUGUGAUCGCAAAUUCAUCAGGGACCCCCUCAUAAUCAGACCACAACUCGAGUGAGAUAAAAAUAGCAUUCAAGGAGUUUUACUAUGACUUCAGCAGUGCAUGGCCAGACGAACCAAGUCUCAGGCCCUGGGAAGGAAUGUUAAACAUAAUUUAAAAAAUGUAUAUUGUUUGACUUUUUUUUUUUAUCUGGCCACGGACCCCCCGCGGACCCCACUUUAAGAAUCCCUGAGCUAGAUGACCCAAUGACACCAUGUUUUUAGGAUAGUUAUAUCGCUCUUGUUCACAUUCACAACAUAGCAUAGACCCUGACCCUCUCUUCUAAGGUUUGGUCCCCUGCCUACCCAGCCUACUCUGAGUUAGCUAGAUAUCACAUUUCAGAUGUCAUGCAUAGGAAAUAGAAUAGAUGAUAUGCUCCUGUGCUUGUAAGAUUGUAUUUUCAAAUGUGUAUUGUAGUUGUUGUAUUAUAUUCAUGCCACACAUUCUCAGAGAAAUAAAGUCCCGUAAAAAAAAAGUUGCUUUUUAGCUCUAGCAUCUACAGUA
This is a messenger RNA of Salvelinus sp. IW2-2015, 3742 nucleotides long. The record is from RefSeq and is a predicted model, not a curated record. Lineage: Eukaryota; Metazoa; Chordata; Actinopteri; Salmoniformes; Salmonidae.